Molecule: messenger RNA, 872 nt
Organism: Lucilia sericata (common green bottle fly)
Lineage: Eukaryota; Metazoa; Arthropoda; Insecta; Diptera; Calliphoridae
Gene: Cpr78Cb
Product: pupal cuticle protein Edg-78E
Exons: 2
Coding region: 284-664 (126 amino acids)
Cellular component (GO): chitin-based extracellular matrix
Molecular function (GO): structural constituent of chitin-based larval cuticle
Source: RefSeq, a predicted model, not a curated record
ACAACAUUCGAAAAACAACCAGCAGCCAAGCAUCAAAUCAAGAACCAGCAUCAAACAUUAGCAUCCAACUUCAUCGACAUGAUGGUUAUCGAUAGUUAUCAAACGUUAGCUCGAUAUUUUUGAAAAAACAUAUUAAAUAAUUUAAACAAUAUUCAAAACAUACAGCCUAAUUUCAAUAAAAAGCGUAUUUCCUUAAUACGUUUUAGGCAGUCUUGUUAAUAAAUUAGAACAAUAAACAUUUCAAAACAGAUAAAACGAAUUAAUAAUAAAAAGUCAAAUAAAGAUGAUGUUCACAUAUGUGUUUUACAAAGUGUGGAUUAUUUCCUUAAUCGUCUUAUUUGCUGUAAAGUGUAAAGCAGUUUCCGAAAUGGAGGCUGAAAUAACAAAAUAUCGUGUGGCUCCUACCGAUGAGAAUGGUGUCUUUAAAUACGCCUACGCUACCAGUAAUGGAAUUGAUGUACAAGCGGCCGGCAGUCCCAUUGAAUCUAUUGGUAUUUAUAGUUACAUCUCACCCGAAGGUGUGCCCAUAGAGGUGCGUUAUAUUGCCGAUGAAUUAGGUUUUCAUGCCGUCGGUCGUCAUUUACCUCGUCCACCACCCAUACCUGAUUAUAUUUUACGUUCUUUGGAAUACAUAAAGAAACAUGCGCCGCCACAGAAAUUUUAAAUCAAUAAUCUUCAAGAAGUGAUUUGAGUUGAGUGUUUCACUGAUAGUACAGUGAGUGUUAAAGUACAAUUAACAAAGUAUAUGUGUGUAUGUUUAGUUUUAAGUAGUUUUAGUUUUUUUAAUUGUUUAAAAAUAUUGAUUAAGUGUUCAGUAUUUGUUUUGAAGAAUAAAAAACAGUUUGCGAAUUAUUUAUAAAUUAUGAAAAAAA